AUGCGUUUCUCCACCGCCGCCAUCCUGCCCCUCGCCGCCCUGGCCAGCGCUGCCGUCCUUCCCCGCUCCCAGCUCGGAUCCUGGGCCGUCAGCGUCUCGAAGAGCGCGUUCGCCAACGGCUUCCAGUCGGAGACCGCCACCGCAGUGUACACGUCCGACUCAUACCCGGCGGGCAUCACCAGCUCGUGCAGCUACGAGUACGACCCGACCGUGACGGAGGGUGACAAGGGAACGACCACCUGCACCGAGGGAUUCACCUACUCGUAUGACGGGACAACCGUGAGCCUGAGCCAGGUUGUCCAGAAGCCUAGCCCCAAUACGACGGUUUUCGGCAGUGCGCCGUUGACGCUGACGAGCAAUGCUUCAGGUCGUACUUUCACGGGUCAGACGACUGUUGAUGUUUCCUCGGCUUCAGCUUAG
Messenger RNA from Didymella exigua CBS 183.55, 420 nucleotides. RefSeq lists its product as uncharacterized. The transcript is spliced from 2 exons. Lineage: Eukaryota; Fungi; Ascomycota; Dothideomycetes; Pleosporales; Didymellaceae. Bases 1 to 420 code for a protein of 139 amino acids. The record is from RefSeq and is a predicted model, not a curated record.